UCACUCUCUCAGCCCUGAGCCCUCAGCAAACCUUUUCUUGCAUUUUAAACCAGUUAAUCAACUAUUGGCCCGUCUGAGGGUUGAAGGAGAGGUCAAGUUAAUGGGCAGUAAUGAUCGUGAUCGUGGUGGCAGUAAGGAGGGACAUCCCAGCUACACACUGUGGGAGGUUACGGUGCUAGGUGACAGUAUUCUGAUCCAGUGAUCUGGAUAAUCCUGGCCCUGAACUGUGAGCUUUACACGGGGCCGAGACGCCCCGCUGACCUCGGCCCGGGUACGGUUACAACCCUGCAAAGGAUUUCUCCAAGGUUCUCCCCCUCAGCGUGCAACAACAACAGACAGUACAAAUAUCCGAGGAGCGCCUGAACGCACCACAGCACUGGUUUCCGAGAAGCGGAGCUGAGUGUUGAUGUUGGUCCUGUGAAAAGUGACUUCUAACAUCCCAGCAUGGAGGGCCCUUCAGAGGCAGCGGCUGACCCCAAAGCACGCACCUUCUCCCAGGUGGUGUUCACCGACACCCCGCACUCUUACCCCCCAGCAACCCCGGUCACCUGCUGCUACACCCGGACUGCGGCCUUCCAGCCCAAUCCCCGGGACUGGGUGGGCAUCUUCAAGGUGGGGUGGAGCACAACAAAGGAUUAUCACACGUUUGUGUGGGUGGAUCUGGACGAGGCAGAAGAGUCAGCGAGCAGGAAUGCUGUUUUUAAAGAAUACUACCUGCCUAAAGACGAGAUCGACUUCUACCAGUUCUGCUAUGUGGAUAACACGGGCCAGGUGCGAGGAGCCAGCACUCCGUUCUGCUUCAAGAACCCGGUGGAGCAAAGCAUCGAGAGCAGCCCGGAAGACGACCUGCUGGUCAUCACGACUCAGGAGCAGGUGGAGCAGAGCGUACGUGAGAAAGCUGAGCUGCAGAAAGAGCUGGAUCAGAUAAGGCAGGAAAAGGAAACCAUACAAAACGAUCUACAGAAGAAACAGCAAGAAGCGGCCGGCCUGAAGGGGCAGAAUGAGCAGAAAGAUAAAGAAAUUAGUCAACUGGUGAAAGAAAUGGAUCAAAUCAAGGAGCAGAAUGAGAACUUAAAGAGCUCCUUACAGAAGCAGAUAAAGGAAACGGACGGCUUGAAGGAGGAGGUGUUGAUCCAGAUGACGAAGCAGAUGGAGAUGGAGCAACACGACGCCGCCGAGCAGCAAACGCGCUGUCGAAGCCUCAACUCAGACGGAGAUUCAAGAGAAAACGAGAGACUCGCUCAGGAGAAAUACGACCGAGCCGUGGUGAAGAUCAACCAGAUGAAGGAGGAGCGAGAGCAGCUGAGAGGGAAGCUGGACGCUCAGAGUGUCGAAGUCGCCACGUUAAAUUCUAAACUCAGAGAACAAGAAAGGGAACUGCUCAAACUGAGAGACAGCACACAGCUGCUGCAGGUUGACCUCCAGAGCAGUGAGAAAGAGAAGGGGAGGCUUUCUAAAGAGCUGCAGACUCAGCAGAGCCUCACACACGACGUGGACAACGUGAGGAGGGAGAACCAGGAGCUGAGUCGGAGGCUGUCGCAGCAGGAGUCGCUGCAGAACUGUCCCGAUGACGACCUGAGGGUGCGGUGUCAGACUCUGACCAGCCAACUGCAGGACGCUCAGGCCAAGCUGUCGGCUGAGAGGGAGGAGAACAGGAACACCAGGAGGCAGGCGGAGGCUCUGGACAGAGAGCUGCAGCAGGCCCACGAGCAGCUGCACAAGGUCGUCUCCAUGUGUGAGGAGGCAGAUCGCAUGAAAGGCAAACUGGAGCUGCUGCUCAAUGAGGCUCAUGCAGUGAUCGCAGAGAAAGUCGGCAUCAUAGAGGAGAAGGAGAAGAUGAUCGUGCUGAAGGAACGCGAGCAGGAAGAGCUCACCAGAGACAACCAGACUCUGCAGAGUGACAUUGAGGGGCUGCGCAGCGUUUACGCCGACCUCCACGCAGCUCCCCCCGCCGACUCCUCACACCUGCAGCCUGAGCCGUCCUCUCCUGCUGCUGCUGCACCGUCCUCACAGGAGACGCCAGAACAGGCCGAGAACAUCUAUGAGAACAUCGGAGAUGCAGACCAGGAGGAAGAGCAGGAGCUGGUGUGUCGUCACUGCCAGGAGCGAUUCCCCGGCAUCACGCAGCACGAGCUGGAGACGCACGAGCAGAGCCACCGCGUCUGUCCCUUCUGCACCAUGAUCUGUGACACCAUGGAGCAGGCCGUGUUCGAGGAUCACGUCUACAGCCACGAGAUGUGAGAGCCGAGACAAACACGUCUUACAAGUCGGCUGUUACAAGAACAUACCGAUAUAUUUGCACACUUUUACUGCAAAUUACACACUUUACAUUACUGUUGAUGAUCUUCCAAAGCGUACUAAAGUUUGUUUGGGGUUUUGAGACAUGAAACCUGAGGUUGUAAUCCAUCAGAGAACAUCAUGUCCUCGGUUAUUUUUGGCGAAAUGUAAUCCAAUCGUUACACAGUAAUGUGCUUAAAAGUUGAGAUCAUUUUGCUGAAUAUUGUUUGCAAUAUUUUCUAAUAAGUGCCAAUAUGAAACAUCGGGAUCAGUCAUUCCCAGAGACUGGACGGGAGAUUUUGUGUCUCCACAUACAUUUUCUUCCAUAGUUCAAUAAUAAAAAGCAAACUGGACCUCCAGUAAAUAUUAAUAACUGAUAAUAAUCUAUUUUCAAGGGAUUAGGGAUUGUUUGGCAAUGAUGGCUGCACUUAAAAACAAGGAGCGUGUUUUUUAUUGUGCUAAACGUUUAAACUCUGAUAAUUUUACUUAAAACUAAAGCCUGUUAACUCUGCAUAUUUUUCUAAUUUGACAUGCUUUAAAUACCUAAAGUUGUGAUUUAUAUCUUUAUCUUAUUAGAUUUUCAUUGUUCAAUGCUAAAAAGUACUGAUGUUUACCACAUUGGUAAAGUAAAUUGGUUAAAGACAAUAAUGAAUAAUCUUUAAAAAAAAAAAAACUUACGGUAUUAUUUGGGAGGAAAAAACAGCAGUAAAGUAUAAAUGAUUUGCAGUAAAAGCUGAAU
This is a messenger RNA of Centropristis striata (black sea bass), 3016 nucleotides long. RefSeq names its product calcium binding and coiled-coil domain 2 (gene calcoco2). Bases 445 to 2241 code for a protein of 598 amino acids. The record is from RefSeq and is a predicted model, not a curated record. The transcript is spliced from 17 exons. NCBI's taxonomy places the organism in Eukaryota, Metazoa, Chordata, Actinopteri, Perciformes, Serranidae.